UCUUAAGAUUUACUGCGCUUAUUUCAGGGUACAAUAAACGAAUUAAGGUUACAAUUGAAAAUGCGCUGAAAGAUAAUAAAUCAUAUAAAAAGGCAACGCAACUGAGGAAUGACAUUAUUGUCUUGCAAACCGACAAAAAUAUCUAAAAUGAAAUACUUCUCAGCCAUCCUCCUGAUCGCCGCCGUGGCCUCGGCCCAGCCCACCAGGCCCAGCAUCUCCGCCAUCCUCGGACAGCUCCACGAGGCAAUCUCUGCCCUGAAACCUGAACCCAUUGCCGUCGGACCCGCCGUCAUUGAAGCCAGCCCCGAGCCCAUCGCCGUCGGCCCCGCUAUCGUUGACCAGCCUCAGUACGAGCCCGUGUCCGUCGGACCCGCAUGGAUUGACGCUCCCAUCGCUCCUUCUCCCGUGGCCAUCGUUGAUGGAUCCGCUGUCGCCGAUGUGUCUGCUGCUGCUCCCCUCGUUCAGAUCAUCCUGAACAUCAACCAGGCCUCUGACCUCAGCCCCAUCGCCGUCGGCCCCGCCGUCAUCCCCGAGCCCAUCAUUCCUACACCCGUCCAGGUUGUGGAAUCCGCUCCUGAGCCCGUGCAGGUUGUGGAGGUCGCCCCCGUCCCCGCUGAGCCCGUCCAGGUCGUCGAGGCUGCCCCCGUGCCCGUGGAGCCCGUCGUCAUCGGCACCCCCGUGCUGCCCGAGGCCGCCGUCGUCCUUCCCGAAGAACUCAACUAAAGAAACAAAGACUCUCCUUUAAUUUACAAACUCUUAUAAAUAAUGCACUACUCAUGAUUACUAUAAAUAUAUAAAUAAAAUACAAUUAUUAUAUAA
This is a messenger RNA of Helicoverpa armigera (cotton bollworm), 819 nucleotides long. RefSeq lists its product as uncharacterized. Lineage: Eukaryota; Metazoa; Arthropoda; Insecta; Lepidoptera; Noctuidae. The transcript has 2 exons. The record is from RefSeq and is a predicted model, not a curated record. The coding region runs from base 109 to 723 and encodes 204 amino acids.